AGGAAGCGACCGCCCAUGGAACAACCCGCGGCGGCAGGAGACGGCGCUCGCCAGAAGAAAUCCUCCGCGGCCAAGAAGGCGAAGAAGGGCGGCGCCAGCGCCAGCGCCAGCGGCGGGGCAUGGCCGGCGAUAAAGCCCAAGAAGGAUCUCCAGGUCAAUCGCCUCAAGGGCACCCAGCUCCUCACCGUCCCUGAUUUCCUCACAUCCGCCGAGGCGAAGGCCUUCAUCGACGUCGCUGAAACUAUGGGCUUCACGCACCAGGGCAGUCUCGGGCCGCUCAAGGGGGAGGCCUUUAGGGAUAAUGACCGGAUAUCUGUCACGGAUCCCUUGCUCGCUCAAACCCUCUGGGAAACAGGGAUAAACAGGAUAUUCACGGACAUCAAUAUCGCUGGCAAAGUGGCAACCAGCUUGAAUCCAAAUAUCAGACUUUACAGGUACGUUGAAGGUCAGCGCUUUGGUAGGCAUAUCGAUGAGAGUGUCAGCCUUGGGGAUGGUUCCAGGACACAGUACACGUUGCUAAUAUACCUUUCUGGCAAGGGAAGCGGGAAAGAUUCGCAGGCUCUUGUUGGAGGGGAGACUGUCUUCUAUGAUCACCGGGGAGGAAUUGUUGCUGAGGUUGCCCCAGUGCAAGGAAUGGCUCUACUCCACCUACAUGGUGCCAGGUGCAUGCUGCAUGAAGCUCGGGUCGUGAAGAAGAAUGUCAAGUAUGUGCUUCGUUCAGAUGUUGUAUUUGCUUAG
This is a messenger RNA of Lolium rigidum, 738 nucleotides long. RefSeq lists its product as uncharacterized. NCBI's taxonomy places the organism in Eukaryota, Viridiplantae, Streptophyta, Magnoliopsida, Poales, Poaceae. The coding region runs from base 16 to 738 and encodes 240 amino acids. Gene Ontology annotation, cellular component: endoplasmic reticulum. The record is from RefSeq and is a predicted model, not a curated record. The transcript is spliced from 4 exons. Gene Ontology annotation, molecular function: L-ascorbic acid binding; procollagen-proline 4-dioxygenase activity; iron ion binding. Gene Ontology annotation, biological process: peptidyl-proline hydroxylation to 4-hydroxy-L-proline.